CACCACGUCCAUCCCGGCGACCUCCCCUAUGCCACUCCCGUCUUGCGCGCAGCCUCGCCCAGCGGCUCCAUCAACACCGAGUACGGCCCAGAUGAAACUUCCCAAUCCGACCUCGACCUUUCCCCGGAAGAGUUUGAGGAGAAAGUUGCUAUGAGUCUGGGUCUCCACGAGCAGAGAGAACACGAGAUCAGCGCCGAGUCGAAGUCGCUGUUGCUGCCAAAGCCCAAAUCUGCUGCAGAGGAGAAAUUGAUGUUCGAGCAAGUCAUGCGUUCUCUCCGGUGGCAUGUCCAGCAACUCGAGGAGAACGAGAUGAUCGAGAGCAUGCUUCUGCAAGGGUCGCGCAUCGCGCUCGAAACACAGCCUUCCUCGGACAACGUCGACGCGAUCAUGCAGACCAUGAUGGGCCCACCGCUCUCC
Heterobasidion irregulare TC 32-1 is the source of this 417-nucleotide messenger RNA. RefSeq lists its product as uncharacterized. The annotation marks the transcript as partial. NCBI's taxonomy places the organism in Eukaryota, Fungi, Basidiomycota, Agaricomycetes, Russulales, Bondarzewiaceae. The record is from RefSeq and is a predicted model, not a curated record. The transcript is spliced from 2 exons.